Messenger RNA from Lagopus muta (rock ptarmigan), 1152 nucleotides. It is a transcript of the gene HMX2, whose product is annotated as H6 family homeobox 2. The record is from RefSeq and is a predicted model, not a curated record. Gene Ontology annotation, biological process: regulation of transcription by RNA polymerase II. The coding region runs from base 83 to 904 and encodes 273 amino acids. Gene Ontology annotation, molecular function: DNA-binding transcription factor activity, RNA polymerase II-specific; RNA polymerase II transcription regulatory region sequence-specific DNA binding. The transcript has 3 exons. Gene Ontology annotation, cellular component: nucleus. Lineage: Eukaryota; Metazoa; Chordata; Aves; Galliformes; Phasianidae.
UUUUGCCUCCCGCGGGCUGCGCAAGGACCGGGAGGGGCGGCGCUCCGCUUCUUCCGAGCACCUCCGGGAGGUCGGUAAUCGGAUGAGCAGCAAGGAAGAGCAGAGCAAGUGCUGCCCGCCCGCUGUUCCCGGCUCCACCUUCACCAUUCAGUCCAUCCUGGGCAGCGGCAGCGCCGACGGCCCCCGAGAAGCGGGCCCUAAGGCGGCCCCGUGGCCCCCGCGAGGUCGGAACCUCUCCCUUUCCUCGGACGAAGAGGAACCGAACGAGAGCUGGAAACACCGCGGCUGCUUCUGCCCCGAAGCCCACGGCCCCGCCGAGCCGUGCCGUAAGCAGCAGCCCCUCGGCUUCGCCCGUCUCGGCAGCACCAGGGGCAGCGGAGCGGCUGCGGGCGGAGCGGAACGGCCCCCCUUCCUCUCGGCCUCCCCGCAGGACUUUAAGGAGGACAAGGAGAAGCCGCUGGGAUCCUCCUCUCCCUCUUACGGGGACAGGCAACGCGACGGCGGGGACCGGCAGGCCGGGGCCGCCAAAAAGAAGACGCGUACGGUGUUCAGCCGCAGCCAGGUGUACCAGCUGGAAUCCACCUUCGACAUGAAGCGAUACCUGAGCAGUUCGGAGCGGGCCUGCCUGGCCUCCAGCCUGCAGCUCACCGAGACCCAGGUGAAGACGUGGUUUCAGAACCGCCGCAACAAGUGGAAGCGACAGCUCUCGGCAGAGCUGGAGGCUGCCAACAUGGCCCACGCUUCAGCUCAGACUCUGGUGGGGAUGCCGCUGGUGUUCAGAGACAAUUCCCUCCUGCGGGUGCCGGUGCCGCGUUCCAUCGCCUUCCCCGCUCCUCUCUACUACCCCGGCAGCAACCUCUCGGCCUUACCGCUCUACAAUCUCUACAAUAAGAUCGAGUACUGAGAGCCCCGCCCGCCCCGUCGGGGCUGGGAGCGGCCGCGCCUCCGGGCUUCGGCUCCGGGACCGCCUGCGGGGCUUCGGGCCCGGGACUUCGGGAUUCGGUUCUGGGGGUUCUGCUCCGGCUCCGAGGCAUCGGGUCCGGGGAUUCGGCUCCGACUCGGGUUCGGGGCCGCUUCCAGGGGCAGUCCGGAAAGGUUUGGAACUGAUGGGGGUGGGAGGGGUGAGGUCGGGGCUCCCCUUCCCCCCGCCCA